Molecule: messenger RNA, 1239 nt
Organism: Microthlaspi erraticum
Lineage: Eukaryota; Viridiplantae; Streptophyta; Magnoliopsida; Brassicales; Brassicaceae
Source: the annotation of a GenBank genome assembly
AUGUCAAUGCUAAAACUGACCUCCCUCGCACGGCUAUAUCAACUCUCUUGGAACCAGAGCAGAGGAGUGUGGGGCGUGGGAUGGUUUGCAGAUCUGGAAUUUUGCGAUCUGUACAACAACUGUGGGGAUAACGCAUACUGCGUAAUGAAGUCCUUGGUAUCCAAGGGGUGUGCCUGUAUCCAAGGUUAUGAUCCGAUUGGACCAAACAUGACGAGUGGGGCCGGGUGCGUGAGGCAGACGUCUUUAACCUGUGGCUCCGACCAAUUCGUGCCCCUUGUGAACAUGAGUUUCCCGUAUGCUCUCAACAUUGUUCAGUUGGACUCUGUCAAAGACUUGCAAGGUUGCCGGAUGGAGUGCAUAAAGGACUGCAGGUGCGUUGCAUUCUCCGUGUCCAGCAGCUUUCACUUCAACUCUUCCUCGUGUACUUAUUGGAUGGACAAGAUACAAGAUCUGCGUCAAUACAUGAACGAAAACGGUAUCACUCUCCAUGUGAAACUCAAUGGGAAGAAGAAGAAGAAGAAGAAGACUGGAUUGGCGAUCGGUCUCUGUCUUGGACUCGCGGCCUUGUUUUUCCUCGGUUUGGCUUUCUAUUGCUGCUGGAAAAAAUGGAAGCACCAGACUCUUGUGGCGCGCGAGACUGAGCUUUCGGCUGUAAGGGAAAGCAGCGGAGGCCAUACGGAGCUAAUCGAGAAUGCACCGCUCCCGCCUAUGGAAUUCGAAGCCAUUCUACGAGCCACUGACAACUUCGCCAUCGAAAUCGGCGAGGGCGGAUUCGGGAAAGUCUACAGGGGACGGCUGCCGGACGGUAGAGAAAUCGCGGCGAAAAGGCUUUCUGACAGCUCAAACCAAGGCAGGGCCGAGUUCAAGACGGAGGUCAUGCUUGCCGGAAACCUCCAGCACCUCAACCUUGUCAACCUUAUUGGUUGGAGCACGCAUGGGGACGAGAUGGUGCUUGUGUAUGAGCUGCUCCCAAAUGGAAACCUCGAAACCCAUCUCUUUGAUCAAAGCUCCCGUGCGCUUACUUGGCAGAUGAGAUACGAUAUCAUCAAGGGCACUGCUCGCGGUAUGGCCUACCUACACCAUGGGUCUCGAUUUGUCACCGUCCAUCGGGACCUCAAACCGUCAAAUAUAUUGCUUGAUGGAGAUAUGUUGCCAAAGAUCUCGGACUUCGGGAUGGCCCGAGUCGUCCAAAGGGACCAGAACCAAGACAACACGAGGCGUACCGUUGGGACUCAGUAA